AUGUUAAAGAGAGUAGAGAAAGCCUCAGAAUAUGCAGUUUUGAAAGCAUUUUCUGCUGGAAAUUCAGAUUUUUCCAGAAGGCUUUGGGGCCAAAUCGUUGAUUAUGUUUUUCUUUUAUUGAUAGCUCAGGAGCUGGUCAAUGACUGGUUAGACACCAAACUUAAGCAAGAACUAGCAAGUGAUGGGGAUGCCGAAGACACUGUGUCAAGUAUCCCUCCUGUGUCAGAGGCCAGUGGUCAUUUGAAAUAUGACAAUUUUGACGAUUUAUGUAGCUAUUUGGAGGACGAAGAAGAAAGUACCACCAUUCAAAAAUUUAUAGACCAUCUGCUCCAUAAAGAUGUGGUAGAUUCUGGGAUGUUGGAAGAUCUUGGAAUGAAUGGGAACCAAGACCAGAAGCAGCAGAAGGAUCCUCGUCUUACCAUGGAGAUGAGACAUAAGCAGGUGAAAGAAAAUCGCUUAAGACGGGAGAAAGAACUGGAGCGCCAGAGAAUUGAAAAGACCCUGAAAAAAUCGAUCUUCCUAGAAGCUCAGUACCUUGUGCAAGAAGAGAAGAAAAGGAAGGCCCUGGAGGCCAAGAAAGAGGAGGAGGAGAUUCAAAGGGAGAUGGUAAAGCUGCGCAGGGAAAUAAUUGAGAGGAGGCGCACUGUGGAAGAAGCAUGGAAAACAGAAAAGAAGAAGCAAGAAGAAAAUUCUCCAAAAAUUCCAGAAAGAGUCAUGUUUCAAAGUGUUCCUAUUCUUCUGGAUGAAGAAAAAAUGGCAAAAGAAAGAAAGAAGAAACUGAAAGAGUUAUUAAUCCAAACUUUCAAGGAAAAUCACCAGUGUCAAAAGCGCUACUUCUCUGCCUGGCACAAGCUGAUUCUUGAUGACAGGAUUAAGCUGGGAAAAGCGGGGACCCUGUCUGAGUGGAAGUUACAGCUGAAGGUGCUGAAGGCCUGGAGAGACUACACAAGAUCUCAGAAGCUGGAACGGGAGACGCGCGCCAUGGAAAACGACCUUAGGGAAGAAAACAGGCAAUUCAUCUACCUUGAUGUAACUGCUAUACCCUCUUUGUGGGACAUGCCUCCCUCAGGGAGCAAUGGUUGUAUGCCUAGCCCCCACCUAGGAAGACCAACAAAGAGCACCUUGCAGGUUCCCUUCCAGAAUGGCCCUCCGGACACAUGUGACGGGCAGGAUGUUGAGCCUUCCCGACAGCCUGGCAGCAACGAGAAGCUCAGAACCACCAGCCGGAAAGCAGCACCCAUUUGCAUGGGUCAUUUCCACAGCCGCCAUGUCUUCCAGCAACAGCUGAUUGAGAAGCAAAAGAAGAAACUCCAGGAACAGCAAAAGACAAUUAUGGAGCUGAAGGAAAGCCAGAGGCUGGCGAAGGCUCAGUGGGCUGUGGAGCGUGCUGCAGUGGCCACAGAUGCACAGAGCCACCCGCUGUCAAUCCCCAGAAGAGAAGAAGAAGAACCAAAAGGAACCUGCCAGGUGCUUCCAAAUUCUCCUGUUGCUUCCCCUCCAACUGAAGGUAGUAGAAGUGACUCCCGAAAUUCUCUUUCUGGACCCAGAAGGAACCCAAGGCGGCUGAUGGUGCCCCAUCCCAUACUUAAAGCCAUGGAAGAGAGAGCAGUUCAGCGAGCUGAACGUAGGCGGAUCUUGGCAGAGAGGAAGAAAAAACAAGAAGAGGAGAAAUUGGCCCAGUUAAAGGCCCAAGAGGAGGAGCGUCAGAAGAGGGAGGCAGAAGAAAAGGAGGCUCAGCGUGAGAGAAAACAAGAAGAGAAGCGACUGAAGAAAAUGAAAGAACUAGAGAAACAGAAGAGAAUUCAGAGGAACCAGCAGCUGGAAGCAAUAGCCAAAAAUCAUUAUGAAAGUGUGUUGCUAAGAAAAAAAGGUCUGGAGCCCUGGAAGAGAUUGAGAAUGCAAAGCAAGCAAAACAUCCAGGUGGCUGAAGAGCAUCACUCUUUGGCCCUACAGAGGAAAUGCCUGCUGACCUGGGUCCAGUGUAGUCGGGAGAGCCUGGCUAGGAGGACGGCCCAGGCCGAUCAGCUCUAUUCCCAAACGCUGCUCAGGAGAGUCACCCGGAGCUGGCUGCAGUACCUGACUGACCUGGAGGAGGCAGUACGAAAGCAGUACGUACAUUUCCUUCAGAAGAAGAUUUUCAGGGCCUGGUUCAACAUGGUCAGGGAGGCCAAGGUCGAUUCUCAGAGCAAGCACAAGACUGCGGUGGAACAUAGUGACAGGAGGAUUCUCUGGGUCACAUUUCAGACAUGGAAGAAGUUUGCAAAAUUUAUGAAAGAGGAAAGAGUAAGAGAAGAGAGGCGAGAGCAACUCCGUAAGAAGGUAGCUGAGAUUCUUCCAGACUUCCAGGUGCUGGCACCACUGUGACUUACUUGUACCAGCAAUCGUGUAUUCGGCCCUCGUGGGAGAGGAGUACUGGGUGUGCAGAGCACACAAGCCAGUGCAGUGCUUGGGAUGGGGAUGUCCACCAGUCCAUAGUAUGGAUGUUAUCGCCACCCACCCACAUAUAUGCGCAUACACCUGGUUUAUGUUCUGUCACGUCCUUCUUGGAUCAAAGGAUUUUGUGCAUUUGUACUUCCUUCUUUUAUUUCUUAGAUUGCUAAUCAGUUCACUAAAGCAUUUGUCACAGCAGGAUCAUCCAAAGGAACAGUCUAGAGGGCUUCACUGUUCAAAUGUAUCCCACAUAUUUUUAGCAUCAUAAACUUCAAAAAGGACAAGUGUUUGCUUGCCUGAGCUUGUGGAGGAAAAUGUGUCCUUAUAGCUUAACAUGAGUUGUUGACAAAUGUUACUCCAAUUAAAAAGAAAUUAAAAUUAGUACUUAGAAAAGGGGCCAUGCCAUCUCAUACCUUAGCAUCAGCAACAGGCAUUCUGCCAGACUGUCCUUUUUUUGCCCACCCCGAUGGAAAACCCCGUAUCAAAAGGUAGGUACUCUGUGUUGCUUCUGCAGAGGGUAACAGCGUAUCCUAAUUUCAGAGAAAUUGGGGCACCAAAGAUACUUCUCUUCAGUGCAACUUGAUAAGCAGGAAGGGAAUUGCAAAGCUCAUGACUGUCAAAGGCAGUCCAUCAAUUCACUAAAAUGUCUUCAUGCCCCCGGUUGCAAUGUCUAAGUAAUACCUGAUGUAGCAUCUAGUCCUUGGCUCAGUUUGAUCUAUAUGUCAAGAUAUUUAUCUUGAAUUCAAAGAAUGUUUUAAUCUUUAAGGUACUAUAAAGACAAAAUGCUCCCUUCUGUGAACUGAGAAAAUUACCUGCUAGAAAAAAUUGUUUUCAUUACAAAAUACAUGUUUAUUACAAGUUCAAGUAGUAGAGAAAUACAUACAAAAUGAGAAAGUCUCUUAUAGCCCAGAGGUAACUAUUAUUUGAUAAGUUGAAAAUCUGAGUUGGUAAAUAAAAUUGUGUUCAAUAAAUUCUGUUAUUGUGCCUUACUUCGUAGAAGGGCUUUCUAGCUACACCACCUGCAAAAUGACUUCUCUCCUUUUUCUAUGGAAGAUAUGUGAUGAUUUACUCAGAUAACGACAAAACACCCUAAGUUGAAAUUUAUUUCUUCUACAAUGUCCCUGUCCCCACACCUUUUCCUUUAAUGUGACUGAUUAUACAGCUGUCAUCUAAAACUUCUUAA
Messenger RNA from Hipposideros armiger (great roundleaf bat), 3613 nucleotides. It is a transcript of the gene CCDC191, whose product is annotated as coiled-coil domain containing 191. The transcript is spliced from 15 exons. The coding region runs from base 1 to 2364 and encodes 787 amino acids. Lineage: Eukaryota; Metazoa; Chordata; Mammalia; Chiroptera; Hipposideridae. The record is from RefSeq and is a predicted model, not a curated record.